AUGAAGCCCAAUGAAACCGAUGCAUCUUGGUACUUUGCGUACGGCUCCAACAUGGUGUCUGAUGUCUUCGUCACCAGGCGGAAAAUCAGCCCGGUGAGGAGCGAAGUAGCGUGUAUCAAAAGCCAUACACUAUGUUUCAACAUAAUGGGUAUCCCGUAUUCGGAUCCUGCAAUGGCAGGUAUUCGCGCAAUUGAGGAUGAAAAGGAAGAUAAAGCUGUGUACGGUGUUGCUUACUUGUUGAGCCAAGAAGAUCUCCACCGAGUGGUACUCACUGAAGGUGGCGGAAUUGCAUACGAUACGGCAGUCCUAGAUGGCAGUCUUGAAAGAGAUGGUUCUCCCAUAAGAGUAACAACUCUGAUUGGAAGACACGCCAUCGAGCUCUCCUACGAGCGAUUGCCUUCUGAGAGAUACUUGGGUCUGCUGGUCCGUGGUGCUCGCGACCAUUCGCUUCCUGAGCCUUAUCAAAACAGACUGGCUGCGCAUGCAACCUUUCAUCCAUUGCAAACCCGGAGAUAUCAGAUUGGUAAAUGGUUAUUCAGCAGCUUCUGGCAGCGGGUUGCAUAUUGGAUUGAAAGAGGUGUUCACAGGUUCAAGGGUCCCGAUGGUUGCGUUCCAAAAUGGUUCCUAAUAAUAUUUGAUUGCCUGCUAUGGACUAUGUGGAUAUACCACGACUAUGUUCAUUGCCACCUUUGGGGACGGGGCGACGGUCGUUGA
Molecule: messenger RNA, 714 nt
Organism: Xylona heveae TC161
Lineage: Eukaryota; Fungi; Ascomycota; Xylonomycetes; Xylonales; Xylonaceae
Exons: 3
Coding region: 1-714 (237 amino acids)
Molecular function (GO): gamma-glutamylcyclotransferase activity
Source: RefSeq, a predicted model, not a curated record